Messenger RNA from Gossypium arboreum, 1807 nucleotides. Its product is annotated as cytochrome P450 72A397-like. Lineage: Eukaryota; Viridiplantae; Streptophyta; Magnoliopsida; Malvales; Malvaceae. Gene Ontology annotation, molecular function: iron ion binding; heme binding; monooxygenase activity. The transcript is spliced from 5 exons. Bases 240 to 1679 code for a protein of 479 amino acids. The record is from RefSeq and is a predicted model, not a curated record.
GAAAAAAAAGAUACAGUCAUGCACCUCGCCUCAUGCUUCAACACCUCAACCUAGAUUCUCAUCACCUGUAUUUAUCAUCGAUUCAGAUUUUUAUUUUUACUAUAUUCUAGAUCUACCUAUAAAUAUAUCUUCAAACUUCCUCUGGUUAAGUUCAUUCAUUGAUGGGUGAGUAAACUUGAGCUUCAGCUUUCCACAAACACCUUAAUUUGAAGACACUGUUCUCUCAUGCUAAAAACCACAUGGACGUUUACCAUGUAAUUAGAGAGUUGGUUUCAUUGCUUGUUGUUGGGUUAUUAAUGAUAUGGGGAUGGAGAGCUUUAAACUGGGUAUGGCUGGCCCCAAAAAGGCUCGAAAGGUGCUUGAGACAACAGGGUUUUGCAGGGAAUUCUUACAGGUUCCUUUCUGGUGACAUAAAAGAGCUCUUAACUAUGAGCAGACAAACAAGAGCCAAACCUAUGCCUCUUAGUGAUGAUAUUGGGCCUUAUGUUGCUCCUUUUCUUCAUCAAACCGUCAACCAGUAUGGAAAGAAUUCAUUUACGUGGAUUCGUCCAAGACCAAGGGUGAACAUUACUGACCCUGAAAAAAUAAGAGAAAUAGUUAACAAAUUUAAUGACUUCCAGAAGAAUAUGUUGCCAGCAUUUUAUCAAAGUUGUAGUGACAUGUCAAGCAAAUGGGAGAAGAUGGUGUGUACAGAAGGAUACUGUGAGUUAGAUGUGUGGCCUUAUCUCGUAGAUUUGACAAGAGAUGUGAUUUCCCGAUCUGCUUUUGGAAGCAGCUUCGAAGAAGGCAAACGAAUUUUCCAAUUAUUAGACGACCAACUCGUUCUCACAAUCAAAUUAAUACAAACUGUUUACAUUCCAGGAUGGAGGUUUUUGCCAACAAAGACAAACAGGGAGAUGAAGAUGAAACACAGAGACAUAAAAGAGUCGCUUAGGGAAAUGAUAAAGAGAAGAGAGAAGGCAAUUAAAGCAAGGGAAGAGAGCAAUGAGGACUUGUUGGACAUACUUGUGGAAUCCAAUAUCAGAGAAAUGGAAGCAAAGAAUAUGGGGAUGAGCAUUGAGGACGUGAUUGAGGAAUGCAAGCUGUUUUACUUUGCUGGCCAAGAGACCACUUCGGUCUUGCUGGUGUGGACUAUGGUUUUAUUAGCAAGGUAUCCCGAUUGGCAAAGUAAAGCAAGAGAGGAGGUUUUGCAUGUUUUGGGUGACAGUAAACCUGAUGCUGAUGGCCUUAAUCGUCUCAAAGUUGUAACAAUGAUAUUGUACGAGGUUCUAAGGCUGUACCCACCAGUGAUUGAGCUAGGACGUUCCGUUCCAAAAGAAAUAAAACUGGGAAAUUUGUUGUUACCAGCAGGAACAGACGUUUUGGUUCCAAUCCUGCAGAUCCACCAUGACAAAGAUCUUUGGGGCGACGACGCACGGGAAUUUAAGCCAGAGCGGUUCACGGAAGGGGUUUCCAAAGCAACAAAGAGUCAAGUCACGUUUCUGCCAUUCGGAUGGGGUCCUAGGAUCUGCAUUGGCCAAAACUUUGCCUUGAUGGAAGCCAAAAUGGCGAUGGCUAUGAUUCUCCAACGCUUCUGGUUCGAGCUUUCCCCUUCCUAUGCUCACUCUCCUUACAGCAUGGCAACUCUUCUUCCACAGCAUGGUGCACAGAUAAUUUUAUAUAAACUUGGCUCUAAUUGAAUUGUUAUGUAAACAAAUCUUUGUGAAAAUAUAGCGUUUUAGUGUAUCGUCAAAGUCCGGUGUCUGUAAUGGUACAAUUCCGAUGCAGGAAUAGUAAAUUUUGAGAUGUUUGGUGAAGUCCGAAAUAA